CGCCUUCGCCCUCAGUCAUUGUCACUGUCGCUGUCGCAGUCGAAGUCGAAGUCGCAGUCGUUUCUCGCCUUGUCCGUUGGUGUUGUUAUUUAUUUAUUUAUUUUUUUGCUGCUGCUGCUGCUGCUCUUGUUGUGUGUGCACGUUUUAUUUAUUGUUGUCGUGUGUUAUUUGUUUGUUUGUGCUCUUUUUUUUAUGGUGCCAGUGCCAACUUACCUGAUAUAAAAAACUCAAACAAGGUGCGCAGACCCGGAGUCAGGGCCACGGCACAUGUUGUUAGUUAAACCAGCGCCCCAAAACGGCUGUCCCACAGACCGGGACACUUACCAAUAAGUAAACCCAAAAAACAAAAACAAAAAACAGAACGGAGAAAAGAAAAACUGAAACAACUGAAACGAAACGAAACUAAACGACGUAAACGACAGCCCCCACUUCAGAGAACUUCAGCUAAAGUUACAGUUACUCUCUGCGUGUAACAUUCGCAGCAUGCUUUUAGCUUCAGCCCAGUUAUUGCUGCUGCAAUAAGCAAUCGCCAAAUCACACACACACAACUACAACAACAACAACAGCGUAAGGAACUACAAAAACAAACAGAAAUACACAAAACGUGCUGCGUGCGCUGCUUCGCUAAAUGCAGUCGACGUCAGCGUUGACGUCGCUGUCGUCACAGUCACCGCGUAUUAUGGGCCUAACCAAACAGCAACAACAACAGCAGGAAGAAGAAGAACAUCAACAGCACUUGAUACAAAAAUAAACAAACAAAAUCAAUCAAUUAAUCAAUCUGUGAACGCCCACGCUCACGCCCACGCCCACGCGCACUUCAAACUGCAACAGCAAAAACAAGGACAACAACAACAACAAAAAGCAACAACCAUGUUCCAGUCAAUUGCACUAGCGCUAGUUCUGGUCACCGCCCAAUCUCUGGCACAGCUACCGAAGGAUGCGAAUGCGAACGCUGCCCUCCAGCUGCAGGCAACCGAAACGCAGGCAGCCGCUGCCGCUGCCGCCGCCGCCGCAGCAGCAGCGACGCCAUUCGGCAGCAAGCAGCUAACCAGAUGCCGCCAAAGCUGCUAUCAGCAGUUUUCGAGGGAUUGGCAUUAUUGCACGGAUUUCGUUGAUUGCAAAAACUGCUGGCAAAACUGCCAAAGGCAGUUGGCUCCCUUUGAGCUGCGCGUACACCACGCCCAGCGUCAGGGUGCUCUGGUGCUGACCGACAUCGGUUGGGACGAGCUGAUUGCGAACGCAUCCCGUCAAUGCCUGAUCACCUGGGAGGUAUCCGGCGGCGGCCUUAUGGGCAACCUGCUCACAGACACAGCACGCGCCGAGCUAUCACUCUGGCCGGAUACGGUCUACAACAUACAGGUUACCUGUAAGCAUAAGCUAACGGGCCUGAUGCGUCGCUCACUGAAGCUCAAUGUGGACACACAUCAGCUGCUGUCGGCGACAGCGGCAGCCAAUCGUUGGACAAAUCCAAGCCUGUUGCCCUUCGUGCCCGUGACAGCACCAGUUACAACAACAACAACAACAACAACAACAUCAACAUCUACAACAAAAAGACCAACAACAAUUUUGCAACGUUCUCGACCCACGGACCGUGUGUACAUAAUCAGUGCGCUGCCCACGGCCAGCCAGUUGAGCGGCGUUGUGUAUCCGGCAUUUGGUGCGUUCGCCUUCUUCCUGGCGCUGCUGGUCAUGUUCCUGUUUCUGCGUCCACAGCGCAAGCGGGCGUCUGAUGGUGAUGCGGACACCGCCUCGCUGCUAAGCGGACGUCGCUCGCGGCUCUCCAUGGACAACUCUACGCUGCAUGUGUAGGCGGUCAAAAAGCGAAGUGAGCAAAGAAAAUACAAAACUGAAAAACAACAACAAAAACAACAAAAACAACAAAAAAAGAAAAGAGAACUUGUAGUCGUAUAUGUCUGACUAUGUGAUAUUCUGCACCCAAAUUGUACAUAGCAUAGACAACACACACCCAAACACACACACACACCCACAUACACACACACACACCCACAUACACACACAACAUAUAUGUAACCUACAACAACUACAUCAUAUACUUAACAUACAUAUACGUAUUAAACCAUAUGUAGUUAUCGAAACAAGUAUCUUACAUCAAGUCCAAAAAGCAUAGAAGAAGAG
Messenger RNA from Drosophila montana, 2136 nucleotides. RefSeq names its product forked end (gene fend). NCBI's taxonomy places the organism in Eukaryota, Metazoa, Arthropoda, Insecta, Diptera, Drosophilidae. The transcript has 4 exons. Bases 871 to 1809 code for a protein of 312 amino acids. The record is from RefSeq and is a predicted model, not a curated record.